UAGCAACGCAUGACAACAUCAGACUUGAGUGCCUUUUCGUAAGGCGACCCCGCCAAUCGCCUGCACUUGAACGCCUCGUAGCGUUCGCCGCGCUCCUUCACCUACGCUGUGCGCGCCGCGAACUGCAAGCGCGAACGCCUAGGGAGCGCGCAAACGCCAGUCAGCUCCUUGAGGCUCAGCAAGCACCCCUCCCGCACGCCAUCGACGCAAAAGACAACGAUGCGCGCCGCCCACCGCCUCACGCAGCGCGUCGCCACAAGACAAGCAAGCGCCAUCGCGCCGACGGCCGGCCAGGGCGUGAACCCGGCCCCGACGCAUAUGCUGCCGCCCGUGUCGCUGUUAGUAGAGCAGCCGGAGGUCGGCGCAUUCAACCCGCCGAAGCGCCUGCUCAUGGGCCCGGGGCCCGGCAACGCCCACCCGCGCGUCCAUGCGGCCAUGGCCUUGCCCCAAAUUGGGCACAUGGAUGGUGCAUUCCUCCAGAUGGCCGAGGAGAUCAAGGAGAUGCUGCGCUACGCCUGGCAGACGAAGAAUCCUUUUACUGUUCCGUGUAGCGGCACUGGUUCUGCGGCGUGGGAGGCGCUCUGUGCGAAUCUCACGUCACCGGGAGACAAGCAUUUGGUUCUGGUGAAUGGCUAUUUUGGGUUGCGCCACUGCGACAUGGCGUCGCGCUACGGCGCCGAGAUUAUUAAAUUAGAAAAGCCCUGGGGCGAGGUCUUCACGCCGGAGGAAGUCGACGCGGCCUGCGCGGAGCACAAGCCCGACAUGAUCUGGGUCGCGCACGCGGAGACGUCGACGGGCGCCUGCCAGCCCAUGGACCAGCUCGGCGAGAUCGCGCGCAACCACGACUGCCUCUUGGCGGCGGACACGGUCACAAGUAUCGGAGGCCUGCCCGUGCGCUUGGACGAGUGGGGUGUGGAUGCCGCGUACGCCGGCGGCCAGAAGGCCCUGUCCUGCCCCCCCGGCAUCGCGCCCCUGACCUUCGGCGACCGCGCGCUCACGAAGAUGGACAAGCGCACGGCCGCCGGCGAACAAGUGAAGAACUGGUACUUAGAUAUGAACAUGAUCAAGCAGUACCUCGUGGUCAACGACUUCGGCGUGCCGCGCGUGUAUCAUCAUACGGCGCCGAUCAGUAUGGCCUAUGCGUUGCGGGAGGCGCUGGGCAUCCUGACGGAGGAAGGCCUCGAGGCGUCCUGGUCGCGGCACCGCGACGCGGCGGAGUUCUUCUGGAACGAGCUCGAGAAGAUUGGGUUGGAGUGCCACGUCGACUGGGAGCACCGGUUGCCUACUCUUACGACGGUGAAGAUCCCGGAGGGCAUCGACGGUGGGAAGGUGGUCACUUACUUAAGGGAGAACUACAACAUCGAGAUCGCCGGCGGGCUCGGCGCGCUGGCGGGCAAGGUCUGGCGCAUCGGGCUGAUGGGCUACAACGCGCGCCGCGAGAACGCGGCUUUGGUCUGCGCCGCCCUGCGGGACGCGCUCGACGCCCAGGGCUACUACCGCGCGCCGGGCCUGCUCUACCCGUCGCGCCAGCACUCGCGGUCGUCGUUCCACGGCUCCGCCUGAUUUCCCCCUACCCGGGGUUAUCUCCUGUCCAUAAAACUAUAUCGUUAUUA
Pelagomonas calceolata is the source of this 1613-nucleotide messenger RNA. Lineage: Eukaryota; Pelagophyceae; Pelagomonadales; Pelagomonadaceae. The record is from the annotation of a GenBank genome assembly.